AUGGCCGAGGUCUUAGGGCUUGUGGCCAGCCUUAUCGCUAUUGGCCAAGCUCUGGCAACCAUCCCAAAGACCAUUGAUGCCUUACGAAAUCUCCGAGAUGCCAAGAAUGAGAUCACAACUCUCAUCAGCGAGCUAGAGAUGCUUCACCACGCAAAAGAAUACAUAGACAAUGCAAUCAAUAACGUACCAGUACCAGACGAAUCAGCGGCUAUUCUCACCACCGAACCCGAUUUCUGCCAUACUAUCCGGAUACAGCUGGACGGUGUGAUGGGCCAUGCAAGAAAGCUCAUAUCGGAUUGCCACAGAGGUACAGACCAAGCGGGGAAUCCCCGAAAGUCUCGCCUGAAAUGGAUUUGGCACCGGAAAAAGAUUGGCAGUAUAUGUGCGGCUGCUCGGGAGGCUCGUCGAGACCUUCAGCUGGUACUCGAUGGCCAUAUAGCGUUUACACAACAAACAAGCGGAAAGGCAACGCUCGAGUUUCAGAAAGAAGUAACAGCCUCACUUGUCGCGGGACAGGAUCACUUACAGCAUAUUAACGAACAAUUAUCGCAGCUUUCAAGGGAAUUUAAACAAAAUGUGUUAGUACGAGGUUAUGAGCCUAAGCAGUUGAACAGCAAUGCUUAUGGCUCUGAUCCAGACGCGACUGGACAGAUUACAGGCAAUAAAGAAACACCUCAAUCCGUUCAAGUACCAUCUAUAGUCACAGAAGUAAUGCGCCAGGGGUCUACAGAGAUUACUUCGCAAUCGACAGAAAUCAACUCAGCAGCAUCUGGGACACUACGUCGUCGCCAAGUAUCGAUACGAACAGGGCCACUGAUGGAUUGGUAUUGCAAACACGUCUGUUAUUGUCCAUGUCACGCGAGGUCCAACGCUGGCUGGGCUUGGAACACCCUGGACAUCCUGAAGAUCAGAAUCGAUGGAAAGCCCUUGACAGCACUUCAAUGCGGUUGUGUAGGAUCUAACUAUCUUCAACACAAGGCCCCGGGGAUGAGUAUCGACUACCAACUUCCUAACUGGUUUCAACCUCGGCUUAACUUCCAGCUACAUGGUGAGCUGAAACUGAGUUCCAAUAUUUCCCUAAGCUUUAAGGCCCGGAGAUUGAUUUUCUCUGACAAUUCCAUCUGGGAAUCCGUUCGCUCUGACGACAUGAGUAUAUUGCUUAGCAUAACGAGAACUGAAUCCCUUGUGCCGAGUGAUGUUAUAGAUGAGAGAGGAAACAGUCUAAUCUUUGUUGCUCUCCUUUCGCGCCAGUUUGACAUGGUCCAAGAACUGCUCCACAUGGGCUGCCCUAUCGAUGAACAGACCGCUGGACUAGCCCGAGAGAUUCUUGAAUCACGAUAUGACCGUCAGAAUUGGCCCAAGAAACAUCUCCAAAUCUUAUGCGCCCUGAGCGAUGAUGGUGGUAAAUUGUUUCUGAAGCCAUCCGAUUCAACACCCCUUCACGCUGCAGCUAAAGGGCUUCUGGAUAUGGAGUCAAAGGGAGCGGUUGAGAAUGACUAUCUCGAUUCAAAAGACGAUAGUGGCAAGACUGCAUUGCACUGGGCAUGUGAAGCAGACAACAUUACAGCAACCAGCUAUCUUCUUCGCUCUGGAGCGAGUGUCAACGUCAAAGAUAAGGAUGGCGUCACCCCUCUGAUGGUAGCCGCGAGUCGAAGCAGUGUACAGUGCACUCGAGCACUGCUGGAAUACAAUGAAUGCAGUAUUGAACCUGCCAACAAGCAAGGAAGGUCUGCUCUCCAUUUCGCAGCAUUGUCGCCACAGGUCAAUGGACACUAUUUCAUCAGGCUUCUCCUAGAACAGGGUGCAGAUCCAAACUCAACAACGGCAGGGGGUGAAACACCACUACAUGAGAUAGCCUCGUCCUAUACAUCUUUUCUAUCAGUCGAAGAGAUACAACAACGCAUACAAGCGCUGAUGAAUGCUGGUGCUAUAUUGGAUGCUUCUGACAAGUGGAAUUAUACCCCAGCACUGCAAGCUGCAGCAGAGAAUAACCACACCGCCCUUGGCGUAUUGCUUAGUUUGGGUGCGCGUAUAGAUAGGUUCGACUGUGAUUUACAAGGCUUUCUUCACCUUACAGCAUUGUAUGGUGACAAAGGGACUAUUAACAUUCUCCGCGAGGCAGAAAUUGCCACUCUUGAUGUUGAGAGCCUAGACUACCAGCGUCACAAACCGGCCGACUUAUUCAGAUGGCGUUCGACCGGAGAGAUGUCAGCGUGGCUAGCAGCGACAAGCGACGAAGAAAAAGUACACUUCACGCUGCUCCUCUCCGAGAUCAGCAAACGAAACCUGGCUGUUGAUAUCAGCUGUUGCAAAGCGGUUGCUGAUGCACUUGAGCUUGGACAAUACCAUCUAGCUAUCUGUCUACUUAAGAGGCUCAUCAAUAAGUAUGCAGAUUGGGUCAAAGGAGAAGAGUUCGAGGUAUUCAGAGAGAUCAAGAUUGACAUUGAGAAUCGGAGGGUUGAAGCUGCGAUGACUUCGCUACAAAACACGUCUGUGGAGUGGACUGCACGCAUGGAUAGAUUAAGCGUUUAA
Molecule: messenger RNA, 2532 nt
Organism: Fusarium mangiferae
Lineage: Eukaryota; Fungi; Ascomycota; Sordariomycetes; Hypocreales; Nectriaceae
Exons: 6
Coding region: 1-2532 (843 amino acids)
Molecular function (GO): protein binding
Source: RefSeq, a predicted model, not a curated record